AAGGUAGAUUCGGAAAUAAUAUCAAAAACUAGGGUUACAGUUGUAGGUCUGAGCUUAUUUAAAGAACCUCCAUGGAAGUAUGGCAUUACAUCAAACCGAAGUUUAUAUUUUCCCUCCUUGAAAAACCAUGAAGCUCCUUUUACUCUUUUUCCUUAUUGCUACUAGUACCAUAUCAGUUUCCGCUUCCAAUAUUCCCAACCAAAUUCACCCACUGAGGCCGCAGUCUGGGGCAGCCGGCCACCGCAUUCCGGGCAUCAACUGCCUCAGCUGGAGGCUGGCUGUGGAGACUGAUAACAUCCGUGAUUGGGACGUGGUUCCGGCGACAUGUGAGAAUUACGUGGGACAUUACAUGCUGGGCCACCAGUACCGGAAGGACUGCGACGCUGCAGCUGCGGCCGCGUAUGAGUACGCCAAGAGCCUUAAGCUCAAAGGAGACGGAAAGGAUGCUUGGGUUUUUGAUAUUGAUGAGACUUCACUCUCCAAUCUGCCUUACUAUGCACUGCCGGAAAAUGCAUUUGGUGCCAAGGAAUACAACGAGACAUCAUUUCAGGAAUGGGAAUUAAAAGGGAUAGCACCACCAGUUCCAGCAACUCUUUAUUUGUACAAGAACCUACUGCGUCUAGGUUACAAGAUUGUCUUUUUGUCCGGUAAAAAAGAGAACCUCAGAGCAAUCACAGAGAAGAACAUGAAGAACUCCGGCUACCACACUUGGGAAAAGCUCAUUUUAAAGCAAAGCGAUGAUUCUGGUCUGACAGCAUUAGCGUACAAAUCCAAGAGGAGAACAGCACUUGUAAAAGCAGGAUACAGGAUCCUGGGAAACAUGGGAGAUCAGUGGAGCGACAUUUUGGGCUUGAAUGUCGGUAACCGGACAUUCAAAUUACCGAAUCCUAUGUUUUACAUUGCUUGAUCAAAAUUAGUUUGUUAGUUUCAUCUAAUUACUGUAAUAUGUACUGCAAAUAAAAUAUGGUUUGGUCCCUUUCACGGGUCCUAUCUAGUAUGCUCCCAAAUAUUAAUGGUCCCGAAUUUUAAUUUCU
Rubroshorea leprosula is the source of this 1034-nucleotide messenger RNA. NCBI's taxonomy places the organism in Eukaryota, Viridiplantae, Streptophyta, Magnoliopsida, Malvales, Dipterocarpaceae. The record is from the annotation of a GenBank genome assembly.